This is a messenger RNA of Sparassis crispa, 270 nucleotides long. RefSeq lists its product as hypothetical. Bases 1 to 270 code for a protein of 89 amino acids. Lineage: Eukaryota; Fungi; Basidiomycota; Agaricomycetes; Polyporales; Sparassidaceae. The record is from RefSeq and is a predicted model, not a curated record. The transcript has a single exon.
AUGCGACCUCAAGUCUCGCUUCAGCUUGAGGAGGACGCGUCCAAAUCACAUAUUUCCCAGGAGAAUGCAGACUAUAUCCGCGAUUUCAUACGGGUAUACCACAACAGGCUGCUCGUGGUGACCCGAGCGCAUGUCGCGACGCUGGUACUUCAGCGGUGGAAGGCUCAGACGGGAUUAUUCAAGAGCCAGCUUGAGGCGGCAAAGGAGGAUGUGAGUAAGGCUGAAGAGGAGAUGGGUCCUAUUAUUGCUUGUACGAUAUCCCGUGAAUGA